Messenger RNA from Cannabis sativa, 315 nucleotides. RefSeq lists its product as uncharacterized. The record is from RefSeq and is a predicted model, not a curated record. The transcript has 2 exons. The coding region runs from base 1 to 315 and encodes 104 amino acids. Lineage: Eukaryota; Viridiplantae; Streptophyta; Magnoliopsida; Rosales; Cannabaceae.
AUGGCAACCACUAGAAGUGGUUCGAAAUCACCAUCUCCGGCGAAGAAAGUUUCUAAAAAAUCGAAGAAGGCUCCAGCUGUUACUUCCAAAGUCGAACCUAAAAUGGGGUUAAAAAAAAUUGCUAAAAAUUUAGUGGCUGAUGUUCCAGAGACAUCGGCCUCUAAGAAAAGAGCCCUUCCUGUUAAAGUAGAUGCUCCUAAGACUAAGAGAGCAAAAAUUUCCAAGUCUGCACGCGAUGUUUCCUCAGAUUCCGAUUUUGAGGAUGAAGUGCAUGGUGAGGACCAAAAGCCCAAAGUUGAAUCAAAGGUAAUUUAA